This is a messenger RNA of Drosophila simulans, 2379 nucleotides long. RefSeq lists its product as uncharacterized. Lineage: Eukaryota; Metazoa; Arthropoda; Insecta; Diptera; Drosophilidae. The coding region runs from base 151 to 1125 and encodes 324 amino acids. The transcript has a single exon. The record is from RefSeq and is a predicted model, not a curated record.
GGCCCAGUGGGCCUGGAUAUACGAUUCCAACCACAAACUUUACUGGGAUAACAAACACACAAUCCCGCAACGAAUUCUCUAAAUUUCCAGCACUUCAAGCAAAUCGAACUACAUUUGAGGUUUAAAGGCUAAAAUUAGCGCUAAUCCGCAAUGGAGUUUCUGGACCCACAGCUCCACAGCGCCGACAAGUUGUGCGCACAAUUCGAAGAGUAUAAAAAAAAGCGUGAGGAAGCGCACUUGGAGAUGAAGAACAAGGUGAACACCAUGUUCAAUUUGAAAGCGGAUAUAAAGGAGCUCAACGAAAAUAUGGAAACACUUCGCGUUGGAAUGCAACAACUGGAUGACCAGCAGAAGGUUCAGCUGCAUCAGGGAAAGCUAAUGUCUCAGUCGAUGUUUGGUACCAUUGAGGCUGCUCCUCCAGAUGAAGGUCAAGUCCCUUUGAAGGACGAUGAUACCAUACCCAACAAGCUCUUGAUAAAGUGCGAGGUAAAAAAUUGUCUCUUUGAGAGCUGCCAAAGACGAAUAGACAGCCAGUUGCUUUUGCUGCACUACCUCUGUGAUCACGAGAACAAGGAAGCUUCCUUCCAGCGCUUCCUUCCCGUAGGGAAACAUGAGCGGGCUGUGCUUUCUUUUAAGCCGACGAGCUGUAAGAAUCCUGAAAACAAGGUGUUGGGGCUCCUGGCUUACAAUGCACAACAGUUAUUGAUAUCCCAGCGACAAUGUGAGCCCUAUAACAGAUUCCUGCUGAACCAACAUUCGCACCUGGAAGGUCACAUCCCGGUGGUGGUGCUAAUUUCCCAGACAUAUCCCAAAUCGGCUCUGCGGGAUAGGCGUUCACUAGACAGCCCGGUGGCUAACAGCGAGUUCGUCUUCUGGCUGGUUACACCCAGCGACGGACUGCAGUUGAACGUUACGCUUAGUCUCUAUGGAAGAGAUGUUGCACUAAAAACCAGCUGUGUUUUAGGUGUUCGAAAGGUUGAUAAUAACUGGGACGCGGACUAUUACAUGGCAGUCGACGAAAGCUACUGGCGUCUGACGUACGCCGAAGUGGAGAAACUUUCAAACAACUUUCGUGACGAACUGCACCUGGAGCUUGUAGUUACUGAGGCAGAGGGAAACGUGUAACCGCUGUUUACUUACAUUUGCGUUGUCCUGGAGUGCCUUGCACUUAGACUGCUCCACCGGAUCGGUCAGCUCCGCGAUGCGUUUGUCCAGCAACUGGGCAGGACAGAGAACGAGAAAAAAUCACAAUAAAUUGCAUAAUGCCUGCAUUACGUGGCACAAUACUCACGUUCGUUUGCUCAAUCAUCAGCUGGAGGUAGGCAUCUGCCUCGGAAACACGGCGCGCCACCAACUCCAGGUGGUUGGGUCUUCUGCCGCCUGUUCCGCUCCCGCCCCCUUCCUUCGUGUAGCCACCGGCGAUGUAGAAAGCGCUUUGGCUGUCCCACAGACGCGACCGGUUCGCGUGGCGUCGAAUGGUGUCCUCCAGGCGGCGCACCCACUGCUCCCGCUCCUCGUUGUGUCGCGCCUGCAAACGUUUGGAAAGUUGGCAAGUUUAGUGGGCUCCUUUGCUUGUGUGUGGGUAUUGGGAAAAGUUUUAUCGUUACAUCAAGGCAACAAAGUCAAACAAAAGGUAGAACGUGAGGACUAGACAGUGGUUUCUGGGUCGAUGCCCGGAUACCCUUUUCCGGUAAUAGGACGAAAACUCUGCUUUCCCAGCGGAUAGGCCAUCAUGCUUGCUUUAUAUCUUUUGCUACGAAACCGCGAAUUGCUAAAAGAAGCGUGCGGCCCUCUUGAUCUACAUAGUUCUUGCUUACGUAUACCACUAGACGUCAUAACAAAUCAAUGCAAGUGUGGAAUUAAGAAUGACCUGGUUCUUCGGUUCAUAAAACAAGUAAUGUUGUAUUGAAGCUAUUCCGGUGAUUUCUGAACUAUUAGUGAAACUGUUAAAUAUUGUUCUCGAUCAAGCUUUCCAUAGACAAUCUUUAUUUCCAUUUACUUAGGACAAACUUACCUGAAAGUGGAAGGUCUUAUGGUCCACAGUGAUCGUGAAUGUGUUGUCCUCCUGGUCGUCGAUUCCGAUUAGCGCAUCCUUUAAACGCACACAACCACGCCUCACGCCCUUUAUCAUCUUCUCCUUCGACUGUAACAGAAAUGCAGUCGGAAUUAGGCAAGUUCAUUAAAUCGCAGCUCGUGCUGUCAAAGGGCUAUUACGCGUGCUAUAAAUUAAUGUAUUCUAAUCAAUGCUUGGGGGAAAUAAAAACAGUGGUCGGCGUGCUGUUCACGCUUAAAUGUUCGCCAGCGGUCGAGGCGGUAGAGCUGCAGUCCACCAGUCCAACGCCACCUAAAGGAUACAGGCGAGCGGAAGCCCAACACAAA